Molecule: messenger RNA, 1438 nt
Organism: Clunio marinus
Lineage: Eukaryota; Metazoa; Arthropoda; Insecta; Diptera; Chironomidae
Source: the annotation of a GenBank genome assembly
GUGGGAAUUUUGGGCAUUGAAGGUUCUGUUUACAUUUUGAAUGAUUAAAAUAAAUCUUCCACUUCAAUAAUAAUAACUAAUAUAAAGCUUCUUUCAUAAUUUGUUUGGAAAAAUAUGAAUUCACAACAAGACAGUAGGAAAAUUCUCGAAGAUUUGAAUUUUAAAAAGCAACAACUUCAAAAAGGUUUGUCACCAUCUGGUACUUCUCAAUCUCUUCAAUACGAACCACCUAUAAACUCGUUAGCACGCACAACACUUGCCCAAGCGCAAUCAACUUCAUUUGGAUUUUUCAUUCUGCAAGAUUCGACAUAUGGAAAUACAAUUCUUCCUGUGCUGCCCAGAUUUGAAUAGUUUCCAUUAGAAUGUCAUCACGAAUCAAACUUAAGAAAUUAGAAGAAUAUCUUCAAUCCGUGGAUUCAUUUGAGAAACCAAAAAUCCUUCUCGAACAAUACAUAACACCAUCACAUAUCGCAAGUAAUCUGCUUUUCACUAUACAAAACAACUACGAUGACUUGGAGGGGAAAUAUGUUUGUGACUUGGGUACUGGAACUGGAAUGUUAUCAAUAGGAGCAGCAAUAAUUGGUGCAGCACAAACUGUUGGCUUUGAUAUUGAUUCUGAAGCUCUUGUGAUUGCUCAAAACAAUAUCAACGAAAUGGAAAUAACAAACAUUGAUUUCGUUCAAUGUGACGUCAUAGACAAUUUAUCCUCAGAAAAUAAUAAGUGGCUGAAGGUUUUUGACACUGUUAUCAUGAAUCCACCAUUUGGAACGAAAAAAAACUCUGGCAUGGACAUAAAUUUUCUUAAAACAGCAGUCAAACUUUCACGCAAUGUAAUCUACUCACUUCACAAAUCCUCGACUCGCAGCUUUAUUCAAAAGAAAACCAAGGAGUUAAAUAUCAGCGGAAAAGUCAUCGCAGAGCUUAGAUACAAUCUUGAUUCUUCUUAUAAAUUUCAUAAAAAAUCUGUUGUUGAUAUUGAGGUAGAUGUUUGGAGGUUCAACAUAGAAUGAAAACUUUCUUUUAUAAUUUUAAUAAAUUUAAUUCAUUUUAUCUUGGAAUAUUUUGUUUUAAAGGUUCAAUUUUGCUUCAUUUUGAGUGAUUUUUUUCCCAAUUUCAGUGGCACAAUUUAAGUGUGUGGUUCAAACAUUCUAGUUUCAUAUCCUGAUUUGGUCAUAAGGUUAAGCUUACAUGUUUCAACCCAUGGAAAUUGGCAAAUAUUGGAAUAAAACACCAUAAACAAGAGUAAAUAAUAAAGACUUCAUCAUUAAAUUCUUCUUAUUGUAUCAUUUGCAAUAUCAAUACAAUUAUUUAGUCACUAAAACAAGAGAAUGCGAAUUAUCAUUGAUGUUCUCGAAAAAACAGUUGUAGAAAUGUAAAUAAAUGAUUCAACUCAAUGUUUUCUUUUUAUUUUUUGUUCAAUUUAAAACAAAAAGAGAUA